UUUUGCAUCUUAAUGUUAAUCCUUGUCGUCAUAUUUUCGGUAUCUUUUGCAGUUUUUUACAUCUGGUUUGAUCCAAAACUCCCAUUUUUUCACCUGCAGUCAUUUUCGUUUCGACACUUCAACGUCACUGUGAAAACCGACGGCACCUACUUGAACGUUGCAAUGUUGACAAGAAUAGAAGUACGAAACCCUAACGGGAAGUUAACGUAUCAUUAUGGUGGGUCCGACGUGGAGGUGAGUGCAGGGCAAGAUAAGGGUAUUGAGUUAGGAUCCACACAUGUGGCAGGAUUCUCUCAAGCCAAAAACAACAUGACAACUUUAAAGAUUGAGACGAAGAAUAACCAGCUGGUUGAAGAUGGCGUGGGGCCGAGGCUAAUGAGUCGAUACAAAAACAAGGAUAUAGUGGUGAAUGUCGAGAUUCGGACGACCGUUGGUGUCGAGUGGAAAGGCUGGAGGAAAAGACCUUUGCGUGUUAAUAUCGUUUGUGGAGGUGUAACUUUGAAGACUCUUAAUCGAGACAUGCCCAAAUGCACCAUUAAUUUACUCAAAUGGAUUAAUAAUCAUGGAUAAGACUGUGAUCAUGUGGGGGAAGUUGAAGGUAGAAGAAGACCGAUGCCUCCAACAGGAGGAUUAUAUGAUAUAUACAAUUCUGAUACAAUUAUUUGCUUAAAAAAAAAAU
Messenger RNA from Mangifera indica (mango), 679 nucleotides. RefSeq lists its product as uncharacterized. The coding region runs from base 13 to 570 and encodes 185 amino acids. Lineage: Eukaryota; Viridiplantae; Streptophyta; Magnoliopsida; Sapindales; Anacardiaceae. Gene Ontology annotation, cellular component: plasma membrane. The transcript has 2 exons. The record is from RefSeq and is a predicted model, not a curated record.